Messenger RNA from Fonsecaea pedrosoi CBS 271.37, 918 nucleotides. RefSeq lists its product as uncharacterized. The transcript is spliced from 3 exons. Gene Ontology annotation, cellular component: cytoplasm. Lineage: Eukaryota; Fungi; Ascomycota; Eurotiomycetes; Chaetothyriales; Herpotrichiellaceae. Gene Ontology annotation, biological process: protein phosphorylation. The coding region runs from base 1 to 918 and encodes 305 amino acids. The record is from RefSeq and is a predicted model, not a curated record. Gene Ontology annotation, molecular function: protein serine/threonine kinase activity; ATP binding.
AUGAGUCCUAUGCAGAAAACCUCUAACCGUGACACAGUCUUCCCAGGGAGCGGCGGCGAUUAUCUGGCGAACAUCCAAAGACCCAACAACUCUAAUCUCCCAGAGAGUCAGGUAGAGAGCUCUACUAGACACUCUCGCGCUCUUGUGAAGAGUACGACGAAGUCGGGUCUGCGCGACCUUUAUCUUCCGUUGAAAUACAAGACUCAACGAGUUAAUUGGAGAGAAGAUUCCCCUUGGUCAUUCUACGAAGGAGCUUACCGUAUUGAGCUGGGUGGUUCCGUCGCCGUUGUUCUCAGAUCAGACACAGGAGAGCAGUUCACCCUCAGCAGCGCCUCUAUCACCGAGGAACAGAUAAAACGCCUUUGCGAGCUGAAACAUAAAAAUUUAGUCCAGACUUAUGAGGUGUUUAGUUAUGAAGGUGUAUACUACACCGUAUCCAAUCACGAGGCCAUCUCUCUAAACCACUUUAUUGCGUGCGACAAAUCACUCAAUGAGGCACAGCUCGCCUCAAUAUUUGCUCAGUCCCUCGAAGGCAUCGCAUAUCUCGCUACUCACGGUCUUCGGCACUCUGAGAUCAUAUGCCCCAAUAUCCUGGUGUCGCUAGAAGGAGUUGUGAAAAUUGCAAAUCUUGAACUGUGCCAAAACGGCGCACGAGCUCCGGCAAAACAGGAUCUUGCUGCACUAGGUUCAGCCGUGAUGAGUGUCAUGAAUAAAAAACAUGUCGAAAAGGGGAAAUUUUCUAUAAUGAACCCAUCUCUUUGGUCGUCGGAGGCCAUAAGCUUUCUAUCUUUGACGAUGGAUAGCACAUACGAAGCGUUGUCAUCGCAUUCAUUUCUGGAUCUUGCCAAACCUCAAUACCUUCCGUGGAUCGUUUUGUAUGCGCUAAGGAAAGCUCACAAUGCCGUGGCGCCAAUUUAA